AUGAACACUUCUGACCAACUUGCCUGGCUCCAGAUAUGGCAAUUAUUGAGACAUAUGGAGGAUCUAGAGCAUGCUGCAGAAAUGCUUAAAAUAGCAAGAUGUCAAAAUAGAGAACAAUUCAUUUGCAGGUUCGAACAUCAAUUAUUAAGGAAGGACUAUAACCCUGGAGAGCUGGUUCUUGUUCAGAACAGCAGACUAGAAAUGACAGUAAACCAUUUCAAAACCCAUCCAAGAUAUCUGGGCCCUUAUGAAGUAGAACACAAAAUGCUAGGUGGGAGUUACAAGCUGAAGGAACUAGAUGUGACACCAUUACAGAAAAAUGUUGCAGCCUUUUGGUUAUACUCCUACAUUAGCUGA
Desarmillaria tabescens is the source of this 357-nucleotide messenger RNA. RefSeq lists its product as uncharacterized. The transcript has a single exon. Lineage: Eukaryota; Fungi; Basidiomycota; Agaricomycetes; Agaricales; Physalacriaceae. Bases 1 to 357 code for a protein of 118 amino acids. The record is from RefSeq and is a predicted model, not a curated record.